Molecule: messenger RNA, 717 nt
Organism: Dovyalis caffra
Lineage: Eukaryota; Viridiplantae; Streptophyta; Magnoliopsida; Malpighiales; Salicaceae
Source: the annotation of a GenBank genome assembly
AUGACUUCAGUCAUGAACAUCGACGGUCACCAAUUACGUCCUGCCCAUCAAGAUCAGGGUGAAAUGGAGAGUAAAUUGGAGAGUAGCGAAAGUGCAUGUGGGAAUCAUGGUGGGAUUUGUGCCAUAUGCUUGGAUAAGAUUGUGCUUCAGGAAACUGCUCUUGUUAAAGGUUGCGAGCAUGCUUAUUGUGUGACAUGCAUCCUUCGAUGGGCCACGUACAGUAAGAACCCAACUUGUCCUCAGUGCAAACAUCCAUUUGAGUUUCUCAAUGUUCACAGAUCUCUCGAUGGCAGCAUCCAAGAUUACAUGUUUGAGGAAAGUGUGUGCCUUCUUCUUCGAGCUGCAUGGUUCAUGCCUUUGACUGUGGAGGAUCAUGAAGAUGGUUGUGAAGAUCCAGAGGAUUAUUAUCCAUAUGAAUACGAGGAUGAGGAUGAUGAUCUAGAUGAAGUGUACUUGAGCAGUUCAUCCAAUCUUCGCAUUGGAAAUCGGAGGUGGGGUGAUAAUGGCUAUGUUAGGGCAGGGCGUCAAGAAGCGAGGCCAGUGUAUCGAGCAAAUUUCGAGGACUCAGGGGAGGGAUCUUCACGUGGACCUAAGAAGAAAGAAGCUGCAAAAGAUAGAACAGGGAGACGGGCAAAGAGGACGCUCAAGCGCGAAGCAGCUGACAAGGCUGCUGCGGCAAAACACCAGCAGCAUUUGGCUAGGUUGGGCCGGAAGUGA